Messenger RNA from Gryllus bimaculatus (two-spotted cricket), 459 nucleotides. Lineage: Eukaryota; Metazoa; Arthropoda; Insecta; Orthoptera; Gryllidae. The record is from the annotation of a GenBank genome assembly.
AUGCAAUACAGAGAAAAUGAAACGCAUCGCACGAUUUCUACCAGCUCGUGCCAUACGGUGCCGUCACAGAGCACCCAAGUUUGUCUGUGGGUGCCAGACUCGCUCAGUGCUCUGCGGUGCUCUGGCUCCUGCUACGGAUGGUAUCCCCUCUGUGGAUGGUAUACUCUCUGUGGUAUCCGUACAUCAUGCUUCUGCCCUACUCACCUCUGCAAAAGUGGGUCAGGCUGUGUACUGUUUAUUUACUUCGCCAAUAGAUGGCAGAAGUUAUCUCAUGAGCAACCAGCUGGAGUUGUAGAUGCUCAUUUUUUUAUAGAACCAAUUGGAAGGUUGGACGGAGUGCCGACGAGCGACAAGACAGCUGCAAGAAAGGGAGCCGACGCUUUUGGAUGUUGGUGUGCUAAUGUGGAGAUCAAAGAUAUUUUGUUUGGUUGGAUUCAUACAGAAGCUGUUAAAAUGUAA